GUGCGCUACAUGACUGUAUCUAGUCCUUCCGUACGACUGAAGUUUUGUGCAAUGGAAAUAUUAACUGUAAGUCAAGAGACUUUCAUACUCCGGGAAGGAAAAUAUGUUCAUGCACUCCGCACACUGGCAAACCUACGAGGCCAUGUUCGGAACAACACGGAGAAGUACGGAAUCUACGACGGCGUUUACCUCGUAACCGGGCUUGACAUGGGCGAGCGCACCUAUUACGGCUGGAAUGGCAACCUUUUGGGCUAUGCAUACAUAGGCGGCAUAUGCACCUGGCAGAAAGUUGGUUAUGGAGAAGACACAGUAGGAACAUUCAGAGGCAUCCGGAUAGUGGCACACGAAAUCGGACACCUGCUCGGCUGUCCGCAUGAUGGAACCACAAGUGGCUCGUAUACUUCAGCAAGCUGCCCCUGGAAUGACGGUUACAUCAUGAGUUACAUGGAAAUUGACAGCAAGAGCAUGAAGUUUUCAAGUUGUUGCAACUCAAUGAUUUCCUGGCAUGCAUGGUCUCGAUCUGGUGCCUGCCUUCUAACUGCGAGUGCGAAGCGGAAAAUAAAGAAGAUAUAUUUCACAAAGCUAUUCGCUGGAGACAUAAUGACCAGAGACCAGAUCUGCAGGAUAUCAUUUCCGAAUAUACCCGAAACCCGUUUUAUCAAAGAUUACAACGGCUUUGAGAACUGCAUGGCAAGGUGCUUCAUGCCUAAAUCCGUUUACGGAUACGAAACAUUCAUGCCCAUUUUUCUGCCGGACAAUGCUCCAUGCACAGAAAACAACGGGACAAUCUGCAGAAAUGGCGACUGCAUCACACAAAAGCUGAAGCACAGACAAUACAGACCCUACAAAUGAAGUCGGUAAUAAAUAAUAACAUUACCA
Messenger RNA from Rhipicephalus microplus (southern cattle tick), 879 nucleotides. RefSeq names its product venom metalloproteinase antarease TserMP_A-like. The record is from RefSeq and is a predicted model, not a curated record. Lineage: Eukaryota; Metazoa; Arthropoda; Arachnida; Ixodida; Ixodidae. Gene Ontology annotation, biological process: membrane protein ectodomain proteolysis. Gene Ontology annotation, molecular function: metalloendopeptidase activity.